AUGCCAUGCCCCCCUACCCUCUCCCCAGGUGCGCCCACCGUGAUGCAGCAGCCUCGAAUGGACACAGAUGCCAUCGGUGCUGGCGAGGGGCUGCAGCCUGUGGCGCCCUGGUCAGCCUGGGUCUCCAGGCAGGGCUGGGUGCGCUGGUGGGUGUGCCAUGUGCCCCGCAGCUGGGCCCGGUGGUGGGCCACAUCGGGCUGGCGGCAACCUUUGCAGCGCAUGCUGUGGGGCUUUGAGGGAGUGCUCUACCUGCUGCUGGCUCUGAUGCUGUGCCACGCACUCUUCACCACGGGCUCCUACCUGCUCAGCUCCCUGUGGCCCGUGGCUGCUGCCGCCUGGCGCCACCUGCUGCCGGCCCUCCUGCUACUGGUGCUCAGCGCCCUGCCUGCCAUGCUCUUCACCACCUCCUUCCUGUUGCUCUUCUCCACACUGCUGAGCCUCGUGGGCCUCCUCGCCUCCAUGUCCCACCCCGACCAAGCUCAGGACUUGGACCAAUAGAAGGCAACCCCACCCCCA
Molecule: messenger RNA, 516 nt
Organism: Echinops telfairi (small Madagascar hedgehog)
Lineage: Eukaryota; Metazoa; Chordata; Mammalia; Afrosoricida; Tenrecidae
Gene: TMEM239
Product: transmembrane protein 239
Exons: 1
Coding region: 1-498 (165 amino acids)
Source: RefSeq, a predicted model, not a curated record